Pectinophora gossypiella (pink bollworm) is the source of this 1177-nucleotide messenger RNA. RefSeq lists its product as uncharacterized. The coding region runs from base 30 to 1067 and encodes 345 amino acids. The record is from RefSeq and is a predicted model, not a curated record. The transcript is spliced from 8 exons. Lineage: Eukaryota; Metazoa; Arthropoda; Insecta; Lepidoptera; Gelechiidae.
CUUCCAAAGAUCUCAAAUCAUCAGUCAAGAUGAAGGUCCUCGCUUUGGUGAUCUUGGCCGUCAUUGCUUCCUCCUCUGCCUUGGGCUCGGGGCCAUACCUGCCCAGUGGGUGGAGACCCACCGGACCUGCCUUCUAUCUUCCUAACGAAGUCCAGAAGCCAGCAGCCAUUCCUUUAAAGGAUGUACCAGUCCAAGAGGAGUCUUCAGGAUCCGAAGCUCUUCGUGAAUACGGUCCUCCUAAGGUGGAAGUAACCCAAGCAGUCCAGGAGGUGUCUCAAGACAUCACCCAGCAAGCCCUACCAGACCCGGUCACCGAGCAGGCCUUCCUCGUUAUCCAAGCCAAGUUUAAUGAAGAAGAGGCUGCUCAAGUUAAUCAGGAAGCAAUCUCCGAGCAAAUCCAAGCAGUUGAAGAAACGGCGACUGAAUUCCAAAACACAGCCGAAGAACAGACAACUCAAAGUGAAGAGCUCAUCCAGGGCAGGUCUCUUGACGUUGAAACUCAAACAGAGAGCUCCAUCGCCGGUCAAGAAGAAGAAUCUACAGAGAAACUUGCUGAGAUAACUCAACAAGAAAAUUCUGAAGUAACUCAAAACUUGGAAGUAAGCCAGGAGAAUGUUGAAGUUGCUCAGGAGAAUGUUGAAGUUGUUCAGGAGAAUGUUGAAAUUACUCAAAAUGAGGAAGUAACUCAACAAUAUGAGGCAGCUCAACAAGAGACAGAGAAUGCCAACAGUAACAUUGUCGCUGUAGAACAGAGAGAAGAAGUGGCGGAAGUGAAGGUAGUAGAACAAGGUGUUAAGAAUAUUGCUGAAGCGCUGGUUAACUUGGAGAACGAAAUCAAAGCACAGCAGGUACAAGCAGUCCAAGAAGUAACCGAGGCUAAAACUGCCCAGGAAAGCUCUGGAUCUGUACCACAGGCACCUGAGGGCUUCCUAGAGUACGGACCCCCUGGUUUCACUGAAUACGGCCCACCAAAAGGCGACCUUAGAACUGUUACUAAUGAGGAAACUAACGAAGUGAGAAGAAGGCGUUUCUCUCCGAAAUUCAAGAGCAUAAAGGCAAAACACUGAAGACAGGUUCUGGACAUUGUAAAAUAACCAAUCUAAAUACUUACUUAGUGACAAAUGUACAGCUGUGUAUUGAGGCAAGUGUAUACUUAAUAUAAUGUUUAUGAAUAAUA